This is a messenger RNA of Haemonchus placei, 372 nucleotides long. Lineage: Eukaryota; Metazoa; Nematoda; Chromadorea; Rhabditida; Trichostrongylidae. The record is from the annotation of a GenBank genome assembly.
AUGGUUCCACUACCAGAGUGUGCUUCUGGAGAAUGGGGUCCAGCGAAAGCGACACGAUUGUUCGGCUUGCGGCCUGUGUCACAUUUUGACGCCAUCGUAAACGCUGGGCGAAGUGUUGAGAUCAAGUUCAGAACAACAAGACCUUUAUGCGAAGUGGUCGCCGCCUUACAUCGUAAUCGCACCGAUGAUCGACUACUACAGAAAUGCUGUCGUACGCAUUUCAAAGGCGAUCAGGUAUCAAUUCAUAUAGAUUUUCCCGAAGAAGGACAGUACGGUCUUGACAUCUACACGCGACAAGAUGAUCAAAUAUUGAAUGGUCGCCAACUACUGACCCAUUGUUGCAAAUACCUUAUCCAUUCCAGAAAUUGUUGA